CCAUCGUGGUAGUCCCACAGACAUAUCUGCGGGUAGCCCUCUUGCACAACCUCUUAGAUAGGUUUCAGUUUUGGUUUGUAUUUGUGUAAGUGUGCAGUAACAACACGUGAACAUGUACGGCAACGAAAAAUACGUAGAUCCGGCGUAUGAGUCUUAUCAAUAUGGAGGACUGGAUUAUGAUCCUCACACUUCAGAGGCUCCUGCUGAGUAUGACUAUGAACAGUAUUCACAAAUAGAUAAAACCGUCAGGGACUUUCUUCUGUAUUUUGCAGAAUGUGUCAAUGAGAGAAUGUUGUUUGAAUUGCAGUCUCUGUAUGAAACUCAUUUCCCAAAAACAAUGGAAGACUCUUAUGGGAAAGCUGCUUGGCCUUCAGAAGAAAUGGUGGUUCGUGUAGUUGGACAAGAUCCUGUAUUUCUAACUCUCUACAAAGAGUUAUAUUAUAGGCAUAUUUAUAAAAUCACUGAGAAGCCUGGCCCAAGUUUGGAAAUUCGAGUUAGGUCAUUCUAUAAUUACUGUGAUCUGUUCACAUUUAUCCUUGGUGCUGAACAUCCUGUGCCACUUGAACUGCCCGAUCAAUGGCUCUGGGAUAUAAUUGAUGAGUUUGUGUACCAGUAGUCAUUCGCUAGAUAUCAAGCAUCGAAAGCAAUUGGUCCAGAAGAAAUUGCUUUUCUACAGUCCGACAAAAGUGUGUGGAAUGUUAUAAAUGUACUGAAUGUUCUGCAUUCUCUGAUUGAGAAAUCAAACAUAAAACGCCAACUUGAGGUUUAUGCUAGUGGUGGUGAUCCAAAUUCAGUAGCUGGAGAAUUUGGCCGUCACUCGCUGUACAAAAUGCUGGGCUACUUCAGUCUAGUUGGACUAUUAAGGCUUCAUUCCUUGCUUGGUGACUAUUACCAAGCCAUCAAAGUGCUGAAGAACAUUGAGCUCCACAAAAAGAGUCAAUAUGCACAUGUCCCAGCAUGCCAGAUCUCAACAUCAUAUUACGUUGGAUUCUCAUACAUGAUGAUGAGACGAUAUUCAGAUGCUAUACGCACUUUCAGUUCAAGCUUAUUGUAUAUUCAAAGGACAAAACAGAUGUAUCAGUCUACCAGUUACCAACAUGAUCAGAUCAAGAAACAGACAGAUCAGAUGUAUCACCUGUUGGCUAUUUGCCUUGUUUUGCACCCACAGUAUAUAGAUGAGUCUCUUCAACAUGCAUUAAGAGAGAAGAAUUUCAUCGAAACAAUGAACAAAAUGCAGCGUGGUGAGCUUGAGGAAUUUCAACAGUGUUUCCUCUACGCCUGUCCCGAGUUUGUACCUGCUACUCCUCCAUUGUCUGACAGUGACACUGAUCUUGUGGAGGAAGUUGUCAAACACCAGAAAGAUGUAUUCAUGGAUGAAGUGCGACAACAGAAGAAUCUCCCCACAAUACGAAGCUAUUUGAAACUGUACACAACUCUUCCUUUGUCCAAACUGGCAACUUUCAUGAGCCAAGGUCAGAGAGAAAGUACAGAAUGGGAUUUAAAUAAAAAAAUGCAAGACCUCAUUAUAAAUCUGCUUUGCUUCAAGCACAAGAUGAAGAAUGUUGUUUGGACUAAGGGUACUUCUGGCCUGGAGGGCAAAUUCCAGUCUGGUUCUGAGCUGGACUUCUACAUUGAUCGUGACAUGAUACAUAUAGCAGAUACAAAAGUAUCCCACCGUUACGGAGAUUUCUUCAUCAGAAAAAUCUUGAAGUUUGAAGAGCUGAACAGGAAGUUACAUUCAUUGAGAGUAUAAUUAUGAAACUGUGGAAACAUUUGUACACUCAGUUGAAAUAUAAUUUGUAAAUGAA
Messenger RNA from Schistocerca cancellata (South American locust), 1808 nucleotides. It is a transcript of the gene eIF3l, whose product is annotated as eukaryotic translation initiation factor 3 subunit L. Gene Ontology annotation, molecular function: translation initiation factor activity. Gene Ontology annotation, cellular component: cytoplasm; eukaryotic translation initiation factor 3 complex. Lineage: Eukaryota; Metazoa; Arthropoda; Insecta; Orthoptera; Acrididae. Gene Ontology annotation, biological process: translational initiation. The record is from RefSeq and is a predicted model, not a curated record.